AUGGCCAUCUCAUCUCCUGUGGGGAUGGAACUGCAGGAUCCAAAGAUGAAUGGAGCCCUCCCUGCGGAUGCUGUGGGCUACAGGCAGGAACGCGAGGGCUUCCUGCCCAGCCAUGGUCCUGCUCCUGGGAGGAAGCCGGUCCAGUUCAUGGAUUUUGAGGGGAAGACAUCGUUUGGAAUGUCAGUGUUCAAUCUCAGCAACGCCAUCAUGGGCAGCGGCAUCCUGGGGCUGGCCUAUGCCAUGGCCCACACAGGGGUCCUCUUCUUCCUGGCCCUGUUGCUGUGCAUCGCACUUCUGUCUUCAUACUCCAUCCACCUCCUGCUGACCUGCGCCGGUGUUGUAGGUAUCCGGGCCUAUGAGCAGCUGGGACAGAGGGCAUUCGGGCCUGCAGGGAAGGUAGUGGUGGCCGCAGUCAUCUGUCUGCACAAUGUUGGGGCCAUGUCCAGUUACCUGUUCAUCAUCAAAUCCGAACUCCCCCUGGUUAUCGGCACCUUCCUGGGCAUGGACCCCGAGGGGUACUGGUUCUUAAAGGGAAACUUCCUCAUCAUCAUUGUCAGUGUGAUAAUCAUCCUGCCUCUGGCCCUCAUGAAACACUUGGGCUACCUGGGGUAUACCAGUGGUCUCUCUCUGACCUGCAUGCUGUUUUUCCUCAUUUCGGUCAUCUAUAAGAAGUUCCAGCUUGGCUGUGUUGUAGGCCGCAAUGAGACAGCAGUAGAGAGUGAAGCGCCCCUGGGCCUCCUCAUCCAGGGGCUCAACAGCAGCUGUGAGGCCCAGAUGUUCACAGUUGACUCACAGAUGUCCUACACAGUGCCCAUUAUGGCUUUCGCCUUUGUUUGCCACCCUGAAGUGCUGCCCAUCUACACGGAGCUCUGCCGGCCCUCCCAACGAAGGAUGCAGGCUGUGGCCAACGUGUCCAUUGGGGCCAUGUUCUGCAUGUAUGGGCUCACAGCAACCUUUGGAUACCUUACCUUCUACAGCAGCGUGGAGGCGGAGAUGCUGCACAUGUACAGCCACAAGGACGUGCUCAUCCUCUGCGUACGCCUGGCUGUGUUGCUUGCGGUGACCCUUACUGUGCCAGUCGUGCUAUUCCCUAUCCGCCGGGCUCUGCAGCAGCUGCUUUUCCCAAGCAAGGCCUUCAGCUGGCCACGGCAUGUGGCCAUAGCCCUGAUCCUGCUUAUUUUGGUCAAUGUUCUUGUCAUCUGUGUGCCGACCAUCCGGGAUAUCUUUGGGGUUAUCGGGUCCACCUCAGCCCCCAGUCUCAUCUUCAUCCUUCCCAGCAUCUUCUACCUCCGCAUCAUACCUUCUGAGGUGGAGCCCCUCUUCUCCUGGCCCAAGAUCCAGGCCCUGUGUUUUGGCGCCCUGGGGGUCCUAUUCAUGGCAAUCAGUUUAGGCUUUAUGUUUGCCAACUGGGCCACAGGCCAGAGCCAUAUGUCUGGACACUGACCAUACCUGCACCAUCUGGGUCCCCAUGCACAUGCGUGCGUGGGCUCUCCUAGGUCCCUCCUGCCUGGCGUGUGGAGGUGGCUAGUUCCCGUUAAUGUGGCUGUCAGAGGUGGGGUACAGCAGAAGCUGCAGAAUGGUCCACUUCCCUCCUCCCCAGGGACACCGAGCUUGGAUCAUGGCCCUAAUUCCAACCCCAACUCUGCCAGGGGGAGGAACAGGCCAGGUCCUUGGGGACCCCUUGCCCAGCCCAG
Cynocephalus volans (Philippine flying lemur) is the source of this 1694-nucleotide messenger RNA. RefSeq names its product solute carrier family 38 member 5 (gene SLC38A5). Gene Ontology annotation, cellular component: plasma membrane. Gene Ontology annotation, molecular function: L-glutamine transmembrane transporter activity; glycine transmembrane transporter activity. The transcript is spliced from 16 exons. The coding region runs from base 1 to 1443 and encodes 480 amino acids. Lineage: Eukaryota; Metazoa; Chordata; Mammalia; Dermoptera; Cynocephalidae. Gene Ontology annotation, biological process: serine transport; glycine transport; L-histidine transmembrane transport. The record is from RefSeq and is a predicted model, not a curated record.